AGUCGCGCCACACAUUCAGUGCUAUCAGCUUGCAUUGUACCACCAAAAUUGCUUCUAGUCCUCCGAAAUUGGCAGGUAAAACGCAUUAAACUGAUAGCCGCGAUAGCCGUGUCGUCACCAGCAGAUCCGGCCAAGAAACGAGUGCCAGAGGACUGUGGAGAAAGCAGCUGCCGUGGAAAACUCCGGUGAAAAUGACAAACCUGUGAAUUCCUCGAAACUGUUCCUGGUGGGGGUGUCUCUCCUGCUCUCUCCCUCUCUCUCUCUAUCCGCUCACCCCUCUCGCUCGCUCACCCGCUGGAAGGAGGGGGAUGGACGGUUGAUGUUACGACGAGCACCUCAGCGCAGUGUGAAUCACGUUUGGACGACCCCAAGGGAACGGCGACCGAGAGAAGCCAGCGAUGUACCAGAGUGCCUGCCAGGCGGCCACCACGGGCUCCUGUGUCCCGGGAACCGGUCAGCAGCCGGACAACGAGCGACAGUCGGCGCUGAUCGCCCAACAACCCCCCACCGCGCCCGUGGAGCCUGAUUACAGUGGCUUCGAUAUCGUCAAGGCCACCCAGUAUGGGGCCAUUGCCCGGGUUCGAGAGCUGGUCGAAUCCGGCUGGGAUGUCAAUCAGCCGGACAGCGAAACGGUCACCCUGCUUCAUUGGGCGGCCAUCAAUAAUCGAAGGGACAUCAUCCGGUACUUCCUCGAGAAGGGCGCCACCGUGGAUGCCGUGGGCGGCGAACUUAAUGCCACGCCCCUGCACUGGGCCACCCGACAGGGACAUCUCGGUGCCGUCGUUCUGCUAAUGGCCGCUGGUGCAGAUCCGAGAAUCAGGGAUGCGGAGGGCUGCUCCUGCAUACACAUCGCCGCCCAGUUCGCCCACACCGCUCUAGUGGCCUAUUUCAUAGCCAAGGGCGUGGACCCGGAUCUCCAGGAUCGAGGCGGAAUGACGGCGCUCAUGUGGGCAGCAUGGAAGGUUUGCGCACUGGACCCCGUACGCUUGCUGCUGACCCUUGGAGCGAACCCCGCCAUGGUUGAUUAUACGCAUGGAAACACGGCUCUGCAUUGGGCUAUCCUGGCCCGCAAUGCCACGGCCAUUUCCACACUCGUGCUCAAGUCAAAGGCCUCGCUGGAUGUACCCAAUCUGCGGGGUGAGACACCGCUCUCCAUGCUGGAAUCCCAGACGGGAGCCAUUUGGAUAGGAGCGAAGGUGAUGGACCGCGUAAAAGAGGCUGCACUUACCUCGCAGCAAAGGCGCUCGCUGCUCUCCAAGCUGCGGCAUGACAAACGCCUGAGGUGGUGGUCCAUGGUGGCCUGCCCCUUCACCGCCUUCUAUCUGGCUGGCAUCGUGUUCACCGUGAACACGCUGUACAUUAUUAAGUUUUUCCUGCUGGGCUGCUUGUAUGCCAUAUUCCAUACGAUCGGCAAGGCACUGUUCGAUGAGCACCUGAUGGCCCUGCUGCCGCUGAGUGUUUACUUGGCCACCAAGGCCUGGUUCUAUGUCACCUGGCUGAUGUACAUCGACGAUGCCGUCUCGUUUACGGCCACCGUUUGCUUCCUGAUCUCCUCGCUGCUAUUGUGGGUGUGCUUCCUGAAGUCCUGGAAGGGAGAUCCCGGUAUCAUUCGACCAACCAGAGAGCAGCGAUUUAAGACCAUCAUUGAGCUGUCGGAGCGGGGUGGAAUCGGCUUUGAGCCCGCCUCCUUCUGCUCUGGCUGCUUGGUGCGCCGGCCCAUCCGUUCCAAGCACUGCUCCGUGUGUGAUCGCUGUGUAGCGAGGUUUGAUCACCACUGCCCCUGGGUGGGCAACUGCAUCGGGCUGAAGAACCACAGUUACUUUAUGGGAUUCCUCUGGAUGCUGCUGAUCAUGUGCGCCUGGAUGCUGUACGGAGGCUCCAAAUACUACGUGAAUCAGUGCAAUGUGCGAUUUGAUGACUUUAUCGGUGCCAUGCGGGCCAUUGGCAACUGCGAUGCCUGGGUGGGCUGGGUAAUGGGUAAUGCCCUGCUGCACAUGUCCUGGGUCAUCCUGUUGACGAUCUGCCAGACAUAUCAGGUGAUUUGCUUGGGCAUGACCACCAAUGAGCGCAUGAACCGGGGACGGUAUCGCCACUUCCAGGCCAAGGGCGGCCACAGCCCGUUCACACGUGGUCCCAUCCAGAACCUCGUGGACUUCCUCGAGUGCAGCUGCUUCGGAUUGGUGCAGCCCAAGCGGGUGGACUGGAUGAACUACUACGACUACGAUGCGCAAACGCAUCAGACCAUCGAAAAGGAGCCGUUGCUGAGCGUGGAUUGCCCAGAUGGGAUGGCUGGCGAUCACCAGUAUGUGUAGGAUAAGACCUAUCGGGAUGCGAAGACGCUUCAGAUGCCCAUCGCGCAUGUUUAACAACCAACACCAAACGCUUUAGAACGUCCGCUACUGCUUUUUCUCUUUCCCAAAAAUCCAAUCCGUUUCAUUUUCGCAACCAUUUUAAUUGGUCCCCGCUGAUCUGCUGCAAAAAUAUAUAUAAACUGCGAUUCGCAAACAAGAAUUCAACACAACCAAGACAGAAGCGUCAUCGCUGACCGAUAUCGGAUGGACGAGUUGGGGUCCAGGCCCAUUGUGGCUACCCUUCACUAACGUACAUAUUAUGAAUGUAUUACUGUAAUUACUCUGUAUAUUUCUGCGUAUUUCUUACUCUUCGAUCAUAAGCCGAAAGUACACAAAACCUUUUUGUCCUUCAAAGUAUUUGUAUACCAAAAAACUAAAUGCAAACGUAAGCAAAUGAACACCGAACAAAUUUAACAAUGCAAACAUAAUCAAACCAGAGUUUGUUUAAUCGUGCAAUAUUCAAGAUUCUAAUUCACCUACUGAGAUAUUAACAAAUUGUAAAGCGCACACAACAAAAGGAAACACCAAAAGUAAACUGUCAAAGUUUUAAGAGAUUUGCACGGAGGUGUGGACUCUGGGCGAAGUUCGUCCUAGGCGGGCUGCUCAUUGGAGCCUUAUCUUAUGGAGAAGUGUAUAGUAAUACCGAAAAUUCAGGACUACGCAGCCUUCACAGCCGGCAGCUCUCUAGGAUCGACGACUUCGCUUCGGGAACGGCACGCAAAGACUUUUCAAAUAUCACUAAUUAAAGUGGCAAAAGCAGCGAAGACAACAAAUUAAUCGAUUGAUCCCAAGCACUAGCAUACUUAAAUCAAUAAUGAAUUAAUUCUAAAUGCGAUCCAAUUCUAAUUAUGCACUAGUCUAGUCAGAAAAUUAUUUAAGUAAAAUGUUAAAGUGCAACUACAGCCACAAAAUCGAUAAAUAAAUUGCAUAUUUAUAUAAACCCACAUAGCUAUGAAAUGAUCUAAUUAUAAUGUAAAAGGAAUUUCAGCAACCUGAGAACAAACCGCAUAGCAAUGAAUAAAAUAUGUUGUAAUUGUAACACGUUACUUAAAUGCAUUUAAAUAUUAAUUCAAACGAAGUCUACAAAACCAUUUUAAUACAAACAAUCGCUAAGCAAACCUUUUCAACUAUGUACUGUACGAAAUAUUGAUAAAACAAAAAACACCACUUUUUCGACGUAUUUUGUAUUUGAGAUUAUACAAACGGAAGUGCGGAGAAGAAGGAUUUGCUAUGAAGUUAUAUGUUUCAAAUCCAUUUUGUAUAUUCCUUUCGCUCACACUGCUAGAAGAUGAAAGCUUUCAAAAGACUAUAUAAACCGAACAAGAUCUAACAUCAAGCAACCCCCUACGAAGCAUUGCGCAUAUUAACUUAUGAACUAAGUGUUUUUGGCCUAUUUAAUAAAGCAAAACAAGCAAAUCA
This is a messenger RNA of Drosophila mauritiana, 3770 nucleotides long. RefSeq names its product palmitoyltransferase Hip14 (gene Hip14). Gene Ontology annotation, molecular function: palmitoyltransferase activity; protein binding. NCBI's taxonomy places the organism in Eukaryota, Metazoa, Arthropoda, Insecta, Diptera, Drosophilidae. The record is from RefSeq and is a predicted model, not a curated record. Gene Ontology annotation, biological process: protein palmitoylation. The coding region runs from base 399 to 2312 and encodes 637 amino acids. Gene Ontology annotation, cellular component: Golgi membrane. The transcript has 4 exons.